Molecule: messenger RNA, 3988 nt
Organism: Ficedula albicollis (Collared flycatcher)
Lineage: Eukaryota; Metazoa; Chordata; Aves; Passeriformes; Muscicapidae
Gene: PLEKHA5
Product: pleckstrin homology domain containing A5
Exons: 29
Coding region: 153-3572 (1139 amino acids)
Cellular component (GO): cytosol
Molecular function (GO): phosphatidylinositol-3-phosphate binding; phosphatidylinositol-5-phosphate binding; phosphatidylinositol-4-phosphate binding
Source: RefSeq, a predicted model, not a curated record
UACCCACAGGUUGGGAGGAAGCAUAUACUUUUGAAGGCGCAAGAUAUUAUGUAAAUCACAAUGAACGAAAAGUGACCUGCAAACAUCCAGUGACAGGACAGCCAUCGCAGGACAACUGCAUUUUUGUUGUGAAUGAGCAGACUGCUGCAGCAAUGUCAUCUGAAGAGAAGAAGGAGCGACCUGUAAGCAUGAUAUGUGAAGCAACUAACUAUAAUCUGACAUCAGAUUAUGCUGCUCAUCCAAUGAGCCCUGUGGGCAGAACAUCAAGAUCUUCAAAGAAGGUUCAUAAUUUUGGGAAGAGGUCGAACUCCAUAAAGAGGAAUCCCAAUGCUCCAGUUGUCAGACGAGGCUGGCUCUACAAACAGGACAGCACUGGGAUGAAGCUCUGGAAGAAGAGGUGGUUUGUGCUCUCAGAUCUCUGUCUCUUCUAUUACAGAGAUGAGAAGGAGGAAGGAAUCCUGGGGAGCAUCCUCCUGCCCAGCUUCCAGAUCUCCGUGCUGUCUGCUGAGGACCACAUUAACCGCAAAUACGCCUUCAAGGCAGCUCAUCCAAACAUGAGGACCUAUUAUUUCUGCACAGAUACAGGGAAGGAAAUGGAGUUGUGGAUGAAAGCCAUGAUAGAUGCAGCACUUGUGCAAACAGAGCCUGUGAAAAGGAUAGAGAAGUUCACUGUUGAAAAUACCUCCCCUCGAGAGGCAAACAGUAUUGCAAACCACCGGGUGCUGAUCAAGCCAGAGGCACAAAACAACCAGAGAAACAAGGAAGCCAGCAGAAACGAGGAGAAGAAGGCUCUGGAAGCCGAGAAGUACGGGUUCCAGCAGGUGGGGCAGGAUAAGCCUCUGACCAAAAUCAGCAGCGUGAAGCUGAAGCCGCUGGGCUGCGAGUACAGGACUUUGCCCAUCAGCAGCAUUCCGGGGGGACACUCGAGGGCCGUGCACGUGAACGGAGCAGGCAGCAGAGCCCUGGGAGAGGUGGGGGAUGCUCAGCAGCACCAGGCAGAGCGCGCCAUGCAGAGAACCAGCUCCAUGCUGCAGCUGGAGCAGUGGAUCAGAGUGCAGAGGGGCAAGGGCCAGGAGGAGGAAACAAGAGGCACGCCCUCGUACCAGACGCUGCCCCGCAACAUGCCGAGCCACCGCGCGCCGGCGCAGCCGCGCUUCCCCGAGGGCUACAGGACGCUGCCCAGGAACAGCAAGGCGCGGCCCGACAGCCUGUGCGGCGCGCCCCACGAGGACAAGCGGCGCUCCAUGCGCGACGACACCAUGUGGCAGCUCUACGAGUGGCAGCAGCGCCAGUUCUACAGCAAGCAGGGCACGCUGGGCCGGCACGGCGGCCUGGGCAGCCCAAAGGCCGUGGGCGGCCUGUGCGAGCAGCCGCUGGCCUCCAUCCCCACGUCCCCCUCGCACGGGUCGCUGGCGGCGCUGGCGGCCUUCUCCCCGCAGCGCCAGUACCGCUCCGAGCUCUCAUCCCCUGUGCAGAGGGGAGACGUGACCCUGGAGCGCAGGCACAGGACGCACCACGCCAAGCAUGUCUAUGUGCCUGACAGAAGGUCGAUGCCAGCAGGUCUGACUUUACAACCUGUUACUCCUCAGAGCCUCCAGGGCAAAACACCGGAGGAGCUGACGCUGCUGCUCAUAAAGCUGCGACGGCAGCAGGCGGAGCUGACUAGUAUCCGGGAGCACACACUAGCACAGCUCAUGCAGCUAAAGCUUGAGGCCAGCAGCCCAAAGAAUGAGAUUCUUUCACAUCACCUUCAAAGGAAUGCCAUAUAUUUGGAUCACCAGAUGAAAGAGAAUGAACCUUUAAUCACCAUGGUUCACACUAUGAUUGAGAACUCGGCGCUAAGACCGCAACUGUACCAUCAAUUAACACAAGAAGAAUGUAAGGGUACACUAUACAAAUAUAGAACUGAAGAGCUGGACAUUGAUGCUAAGCUUAGCCGUUUAUGUGAGCAGGAUAAAGUUGUGCAAGCACUGGAGGAGAAGCUUCAACAGCUACACAAGGAGAAAUACACGCUUGAGCAAGCCUUGCUGUCAGCCAGCCAGGAGAUCGAGAUGCAUGCAGAUAACCCAGCAGCCAUCCAGAGCGUGGUGUUGCAGAGGGAUGACCUGCAGAACGGGCUGCUCAGCACCUGCCGGGAGGUGUCCCGAGCCACUGCAGAACUGGAAAGAGCUUGGAGAGAAUAUGAUAAAUUGGAGUAUGAUGUGACUGUAACAAGGAACCAUAUGCAGGAGCAGCUCGAUCGGCUGGGAGAAAUUCAGACUGAAUCAGCAGGGAUACAGCGUGCUCAGAUUCAGAAGGAGCUGUGGAGAAUUCAGGAUGUCAUGGAGGGUUUACUUAAACAUAAACAGCAAAGAAGCUCUUCUGAGGCAGGCAUCAUGGUCUCAAGGACAUUUUCUUCUAUUAAAUAUAAAAAUGAGGAAGAGGAAGUAGUCCCACCUCGUCCUCCACUCCCUCGGUCCUAUGACUUUACAGAGCAUCCUCCCAUAAUCCCCCCUCUGCCCAGUGAUAGCAGCUCCUUGCUCUGUUAUAGCAGGGGCCCAGUACAUCUGACAGAAGAGAAGAGGAUGUACCAAGUGCAAGCAUAUCAGAGAAAUGGAUCUUACUGUGGUCCUGAUUAUAGGCUUUAUAAGAGCGAGCCCGAGCUAACCACAGUAGCAGAAGUGGAUGAGUCUAAUGGUGAAGAAAAAACAGAGCCAAUCUCAGAAUCAGAAUCUUCUGCCAAAGGCUCACAUUUCCCUGUAGGAGUUGUUCCACCCAGAACCAAAUCCCCAACGCCAGAGUCCUCAACAAUAGCAUCCUAUGUCACUCUGAGGAAGAACAAGAAGAUAGAUCUCAGAACGGAAAGACCAAGAAGUGCAGUGGAGCAGCUGUGCCUUGCAGAGGGCUCACGGCCUCGGAUGACUGUGGAGGAGCAGAUGGAGAGAAUAAAGAGACACCAGCAGGCUUGUCUGAGAGAGAAGAGGAAAGGACUCAACAUCAUUGGUGUUUCAGAGCAGGCUCCUUCCCAGAGCUUCUCCUCUGCCAGGGAUAAUCCAUUCAAACUGCCACAGAAUCGGAAAAAGGAUGAUGCAGUAUCUGCUAACAUGAAGGAGCCAGAGAGCACCAGUAGAGAAAACAAUUUGAAACAAAAUAAUGGAAGUCCUGGAGAAGAAAUAGCACAACUGAAAAACGAUGGAGAUGAAGAGCAUAAUUCAAGUUUUACUAAAGAGCUGUCAAAAACUGAUGAUCUUUUAUCAGAUGCACAUGUUGUAUCUGACUCAAAAGAAGUGAAUAAUGAAGAGAAGGCAGAAAAGAAAAAUAAAUUGGAAGAAACACAUGAUGGUGAUAUAAGCUUGCAGAAUGUGACCACAGUUGCAAACCACAAACCCAAAACCAGCUCAGAAGAAAGUGAAGUACUUAGUGUUCAAGAAGAAGAAGGGAUUGUGUCUUCAUUUGAAUUAGCAGCACAGUCUUCAAAAGGAAAUCAGGCAGCAGCAGUGAAAAGUUUGCCUUCUUCACCAGAAUCGUCCUUGUCACCAGCUCCAUCCACACAGACACAGCUCACAGAAGGAUCACAUUUCAUGUGUGUAUAGUUACAGAGAACACUGACGGCUUCUGUUGAAACAAUUCAUGCCUGAGAUGUAUGGACCUGACCUAUGAAAAUAUGAGAAGAUAUUGUACAGUAUAUUUUAAAUCUAUGAAAUUCAUAGUUCUGAUGCUUUUGGCCACAGAGCAUCGUUUUAUCACUUCCUGGAAAAUGUUUAUUCCAAGAGAGCUUUAAAUGGCCCACGUGUACACUCAACAACCUUCAGAUUGUUCUCCUGAUACCAGCUUGCUGCUACCAUUUCUGUGCACAUAAAUAAAGGCUCUUUUCAGUGUGCAGCCUACAGUCAGAACUUUAUUUGCUGUUCUUCAGAAUUUAAUGUUCUUUUAAUGAUGGAUCAUGUAAGUUUACUUAUUUUUGCUUCUUUUAGAUGCAUAAUUUGGUUAAUUUUACAUAUCACCACUA